Molecule: messenger RNA, 1608 nt
Organism: Colletotrichum scovillei
Lineage: Eukaryota; Fungi; Ascomycota; Sordariomycetes; Glomerellales; Glomerellaceae
Exons: 4
Coding region: 1-1608 (535 amino acids)
Molecular function (GO): oxidoreductase activity, acting on paired donors, with incorporation or reduction of molecular oxygen; monooxygenase activity; iron ion binding
Source: RefSeq, a predicted model, not a curated record
AUGACCGUGACAAACCCAUUCUCCCAAUUGAACAUCAGAAAUCUUUUAGGACAAGCUAUAACUCUAUCUGUUCUUAUCCUUGCCGGCUAUUUACUACAAAACGAAAUAAAGAGGUAUCAAGGUAGAAUCAAACAUCUUCCGGGUCCGCUUGGUUGGCCUGUGGUUGGCAACCUUUUCCAGAACCAAAACCAAAUACCAGCAGAAACAUACCGAGUCUGGGCAAAGAAGUAUGGGCCCGUGUUUCAGAUACAGCUAGGAAAUACCACGGCUGUUGUCGUCAACACUGUAGAGUCUGCCAAACAGUUAUUUCUCGGACAACGCCAUGCGAUGAAUUCUCGACCAACCUUCUAUGUCUUCCAUGGAAAGGUCAGCAAAGCCGUUACAAGUAUCGGUACCAGCCCGUGGGACGACUCCUGUAAACGUCGCCGCAAGCUCGCAGCCGGGGCAUUGAAUCGUCCGCGGGUAGAAAGCUACGCACCUAUUUUAAAUAUGGAGGCACGAGAGUUUCUCAAAGAUCUAUACGAAGAAUGCUGUCGUGGUUCGGUGGAUCUCGACUUCCGUCCGGCUGUCAGGCGCUUUGCCCUCAAUCUCAGCCUAACGCUCAACUAUGGGACAAGAGCCUCCAAUGUCAAGUCCCUGGAGGAUGAUCCUCUAUUUUCCGAGAUCAUUUAUGUCGAAUCUGAGAUCUCAAAACUUCGCGACACAGGAAAGAACUACACUAACUACAUACCCUUGCUGCGAUACUGGGAGCCGAUUGCUAGUGUGUUAGGCUUACAGUCCACACCGAAGAAUCAUGCUGGGGACAUUGGCCGUCGAAGAUUGGAAUACAACGACGUACUACUUAGCCGAUUAAAGGACGAGAUUGGUCUGGGUAAAGACAAGCCCUGCAUUCAAGGUGCUGUUUUGAAAGAUCCUGAGGCGGCAACCCUUACGCGAGAGGAGUUAAUCAGUGUGAGCCUUAGUAUGAUGGCAGGCGCCGACUCGAACCAGCCUACCUUGGCUUGGGCUAUUCUUCUGCUUGCGCACCGCCCUGAUAUUCAAGACAAAGCAUAUGCCGCCAUCCAAGAUGCUGGUGUUCUACAGCAAUCAUCCAACACAUUUGCUUCUACAAAGAUUGACUACAUAGAUGCACUGACGAAAGAGAUCUCGAGAUACUUUGUCGUCUUGAGGCUCGCGCUACCAAAGGCGACAUACGCUGAUGCCACCUGGGAAUCCGCCACGAUUCCGGCCAACACUCUGGUUUUCUUGAACAGCUGGUCCUGCAACAGAGACCCUGAUCUAUUCAAGGAGCCUGGAGUAUUCGCCCCUGAGCGUUGGCUUCCAGAUGCACCGGAUCAAUACGCGCAUCAAUUCGCCUUCGGUAUGGGGGGAAGAAUGUGUGUAGCGUCUCACCUUGCACACAGUGCCUUGUACACAGCCUUUUUGCACUUGAUCGCCCGGUUCAAGAUCUUGCCUGCAGACGGUGAGGAUUCUGUGGAGAUCGAUCCGAUUAAAGGACUUGAUGGCCUCUCGUUUGUUGCCAAACCGAAAGGUUUUCAGGCCAAGUUCGUGCCAAGAUAUGGAACACGAUUAGACGGUUGGUUGAAAAGCCCUGAUGAGUGCUUGUAG